AAAAACCCUAAUUUACUCCCGACUAGCUAGGGUUUCGACAACACAAUCCAAUCAUUUCAAGUGUGGUGGCUGCGUUAUCACCUCCGGCAGCUUGAAAAUUUCCGAUCAGGAUGGAUUUCGACGAGUACGACUACCUCGAGAAAGCGGUGGAAGAAACCAACGGCUCACCGAAGGGGUCUCCAGAGGCAGAGAAGGAGAGAGAGAGGAGCGAUAAGGGGUACAGAAGGAGAGACAGGAGUGAAGAUGAUGAGCUCGAUGAAGAUGAGAAGGAGAGGAGAAGCAGCAGCAAGAAAUCGAGGAAUGGUGACAGCAGCCGUGAAAGAGAGAAGGAUAAGGGUAGGGAUGUGGAUAGGAAUCGCGAAAGAGAAAGGGAUAGGGACAGGGACAGAGAAAGGGAUAAGGAUAGAGACAGAGACAGAGAAAGGAGCUCGAGGCAUCGGAGUGGAGAACGGGAUUCAGAGAGAGAGAGGCGGAGCUCGAGGGAGAAGGAUAAAGAGAGGGAAAGGGAUAGGGAUAGAGGCAAGGAGAGGAAAGAGAGGGAUGGAGAGAAGGAAAAGGAGAGAGAGAGGAGAGAUAGGGAUAAGGAGAGGGAGAGGGAGAGGAGGAGCCGCAGCAGGAGCCAGGUAGACCGUGACGGAGAGAGGGAGAGGAGGAGCCACAGCAGGAGUCGGUUAGACCGCGACAGAGAGAGGGAUGUGGAGAGGAGGAGCCGCAGCCGGAGUCGGUUGGACCGUGAAAGAGAGAGGGAGUUGUUGAGGGAUAAGGAGCGUGAGGAGAGCAGGUCGGCAAGGCUUGUGGUGAAGCUGAGAUUCAAGGACAAAAGAGAAGCUGUAGAGCCUGAAGCCGAUCCAGAGAGGGACCAGAGAACUGUUUUCGUAUAUCAGAUGCCUCUGAAGGCGACCGAGAGGGAUGCAUUUGAGUUCUUUUCACAAGCUGGAAAGGUCAGGGAUGUUAAAUUGAUUAUGGAUCGAAACUCGAGGAGAUCCAAAGGAGUUGGGUACAUUGAAUUUUAUGAUGCUAUGUCUGUACCAAUGGCUAUAGCUUUAUCUGGGCACCUAUUUCUUGGACAACCUGUAAUGGUGAAACCUUCAGAGGCUGAAAAGAAUCUUGUUCAAUCAAACACUUCUGCUGGUGGGUCAGUUACUGGACCAUAUGGUGCAACAGACAGGAAGCUUUAUGUAGGAAAUUUACAUUUCAACAUGACAGAGUUUCAGCUCAGACAGAUUUUUGAGGCUUUUGGGCCUGUUGAGCUUGUUCAACUACCAACAGAUCCUGAGACGGGACAUUGCAAAGGUUUCGGGUUUGUCCAAUUUGGGCAACUUGAACAUGCAAAGGCAGCACAAAGUUUGAAUGGGAAGCUAGAUAUUGCUGGUCGGACCAUUAAGGUAUCCUCAGUUACUGAUCAUGUCGGAGUACAAGAUUCUGGAACAAAAACUGCAGAUUUUGAUGAUGAUGAUGGAGGUGGUUUGGCUCUGAAUGCUCAAUCCAGAGCUAUGCUCAUGGCAAAGCUCGACCGCAGUGGUAUAGCUUCAAGUGUUGUAGGGACCCUUGGAGUGCCUGCCUUCAAUGGAGCGGCUCCUUCACAGCAAUCUAUCACCAUGCCCAUCAAUCCAACAGCAGUCCUUCCAAAUGCAGUUCUUCCUGCCCAGGUUGCUUCUAUGGCUCCAGAACCUAUUGGAACACCCAGUGAAUGUUUGUUGUUGAAGAAUAUGUUCGAUCCAGCCACUGAGUCUGAUCCUGAGUUUGAUCUGGACAUUAGAGAUGAUGUGCAAGAAGAAUGUUCCAAAUAUGGUCGUGUGAAGCAUGCAUAUGUUGACAAGAACAGCGCCGGUUAUGUUUAUUUGAGGUUCGAAAGUGUGGAGGCUGCAUCACGUGCUCAACAGGCAAUGCACAAGAGAUGGUUUGCUCGCAGAUUGAUUUCGGCCAUAUUCUUGCAACCUUAUGAAUACGAUGCCAAAUUCAAAGGUGCUCCCUGAUCAAGCCUGCUGGUGAAAGUGCGACUUAGGUUUCGCAUCCGAGUCCCCAUCCUCGAAACACCAUGUUGAAUUUGAUUAUGCUAGGCUUAGUUCUAAGCGUUCCAGAUCAAUGUAAUCUUGUAAUUUUCCAGACUGCCGUUACAGUUCUAAUAUUAUGAAUUGAGCUACCGUUUAAAUGGAUAUUGUUUGUGAACGCA
Molecule: messenger RNA, 2173 nt
Organism: Salvia hispanica
Lineage: Eukaryota; Viridiplantae; Streptophyta; Magnoliopsida; Lamiales; Lamiaceae
Source: RefSeq, a predicted model, not a curated record